UCUCUUCUUAAUUUCUUCUUGCUUAAAUAAUCUUCCUUUGUGUACAUAUAUUCAACCUCUCCUACCACUUUUUUUCUCUAACCCUCCUUCCCUCCUCCUCAAUAUACAUACAGAGCGAGGGAAAGAGAAACACAAAAGAGAUUUACCCACACAAAAAAAAAAAAAAUUAUUGAUCAACCUUCUUCAAAAUCAAUUUUCUGAUCAAUAUUUGCACUCUAAGGUAAAAGGAAAGUGAACGUACACCGUACGCAGCCCAAAAAUCUUCCCUUGUAGUUAUACAAAUAUAUACUCUCUUCAAUUCACGCUUCAAACGUGUAACCGAAAAUACAUAUAAACUGCCUAUUUAUUCAAAGAUUGAAUGAAAAUGGGUUAAAGAUUGAAUCCUGAGCUGCUUGUCUUGAAUUUUGGGGUCGAUUAUUCAAAAAAAUGGCGUGUAAUGCUAUAUCAAAUACGCAACAAGAACCGAGCAUCGAUACAGAUAAGUUAAGUUAUGAAAUUUUCUCUAUUUUGGAAAGCAAAUUCUUAUUCGGUUAUGAUGAUCAAAAGCUUUGGGUACCUAAAGAAUUAACUUCUCCGGUUGAAGAGCCCAAAAACGAUGACGUUUCAACGAUCAAAAAUCAACGAGGGAAAAUAUGCAUCCUCAGCAUUGAUGGUGGCGGAAUGCGAAACAUAUUAUCAGGAAAAGCUUUAGCGUAUUUGGAACAAGCGUUGAAGGUUAAAUCGGGAAAUUCACAGGCUCGAAUUGCUGAUUAUUUCGACGUUGCUAUUGGUUCCGGUGUCGGAGGAAUUUUCACGGCGAUGCUUUUUUCUACACAAGAUCAAAACCGUCCGGUUUUUCAAGCCGAGGAUACGUGGAAGCUUUUGGUUGAACAAGGUAAAAAGAUUUACCCUUCGAAAGGGUCAAAUAAUGCCGGAAAUGGUUUUCUCCGUCGAGUUUUUCGCCGCGGAGCCACCGGUUCAGCUUCUUCCGGUUUAGAGAAGGUAAUGAAGGAGGCGUUUGUGGAUAAACAAACCGGUCGAAGCCUUACGUUAAAGGAUACGCUUAAACCGGUUUUAAUUCCGGUUUAUGACCUGUCAAGUACGGCGCCGUUUUUGUUCUCUAGAGCCGACGCUUUCGAGUCGGAGAGCUUUGAUUUCCGGUUAUGGGAAGUUUGUAAGGCUACAGCGGCUGAACCGGGAGUUUUCGACCCGGUUUGUAUGAAAUCAGUCGAUGGAAAAACCGGGUGUGUGGCGGUUGACGGUGGUUUGGCUAUGAGUAACCCGACGGCGGCGGCGAUUACUCACGUGCUUCAUAACAAACAGGAGUUUCCUUUUGUUAGAGGAGUUGAGGACAUUUUGGUACUUUCGCUCGGAACAGGGCAGCUUUUAGAAGGAAGCUUUGAAUAUGAACAUGUUAAAAAAUGGAAGGCUAAGGACUGGGCUAAACCUAUGGCUCGCAUCUCCGGCGACGGCACCGCCGAUAUGGUGGAUCAUUCCGUCGCUAUGGCUUUCGGCCAAUGUCGUAGCAAUAACUACGUCCGCAUUCAGGCAAAUGGAUCGAGCUUUGGUCGUUGUGGGGUGAACGUAGAUGCUGACUCGAGUCCUAGCAAUGUGAAAAAGCUGGUGGGAAUUGCAGAUGAAAUGCUAAAGCAGAAAAAUGUAGAAUCUGUGCUUUUUGGUGGUAAGAAAAUAGGAGAGCAAAGCAAUAUAGAGAAACUUGAGUGGUUUGCUGGAGAACUUGUAAAAGAGCAUCAGAGGAGGAGUUGCAGGAUAGCUCCCACUGUUGCAUUUAAGCAAGCUGCUUCCUAAACAUCUCUCAAACAGUAACUAAGAAAAAUAAAUAAAACGAUUUUAAAAAAAUUGGAAAAUUUCCUUUCUAUCCUAUCUCUCCAAUUUUUAUGAUUUGUCGACUGGGGUAUAUGCAACGUUGGCAUAAGUCAGCCUGCACUCAUUGCUUUCGACUUGUAUUAUGUAAAUUUAGUUACAAUUUAUAAAGUAUAUAUAUUUAUACUAAGUUCCCUUACACUG
This is a messenger RNA of Nicotiana attenuata, 2007 nucleotides long. RefSeq names its product patatin-like protein 6. The coding region runs from base 427 to 1788 and encodes 453 amino acids. The transcript is spliced from 2 exons. The record is from RefSeq and is a predicted model, not a curated record. NCBI's taxonomy places the organism in Eukaryota, Viridiplantae, Streptophyta, Magnoliopsida, Solanales, Solanaceae. Gene Ontology annotation, biological process: lipid metabolic process.